AUGUAUCUGCGUAGGUGCACAUCCACUUCUGUUCGUUCUGUCGAUCACCCUUUUCCCGGAUCCGUAACGACUCCGACCCACCGCAGCCUCUCCACUUCGGAGAUAUACAAAGCUAACGUCAAGAUCAAUAGGCUCGUGCGUGAUGGUAAGAUCGACGCCGCCCGUAAACUGUUCGACGAAAUGCCUGAAAGAGAUGUAGUCUCUUGGAACACGAUGAUUGCCGCCCAUUAUCGUAGAAGCGACUUUGACAAGUCGAAAAGGCUCUUCCAGUUGAUGCCCGAGAAGAGCAUUGUAUCCUGGAAUUCUAUGAUCUCGGCGUCCAUCCAGAAUGGAGACAUAGAAGAGGCCUUCGAUUAUUUUCGCAAAAUGCCUAAGAGAAAUGUUGCUUCCUGGAAUGCUAUGAUCUCUGGGCUUGUUAGGUACGAUCGUCUCGAUGAAGCGGAGAGACUUUUCAGGGAGAUGCCCAGAAGGAAUGUGAUCUCUUACACUGCAUUGGUUGAUGGGCUUUGUCGUAGUGGGAACAUUCAACGUGCCCGCUGCCUUUUUGAUAAGAUGCAAAAGAACUCUGUUUCUUGGGCCGUGAUGAUAAGUGGAUAUGUACAGAAUGACUUGUUUGAUGAGGCUAGAAACGUCUUCCACCAAAUGCCUGAAAAGAGUGUGGUUGCAAUUACGGCUAUGAUGACGGGAUACUGCAAGGAUGGGAGAGUGGAUGAUGCAAGGAAACUUUUUGAAGACAUGCAUGGAAAGGAUCUUGUUUCCUGGAAUGCUAUGAUGUCAGGUUCGGAAAAAUAUCAUAAACAGAGAAGCAUAGUACACUAAUGGGAACUCUUUAUCUCAGAUUUGGCUUUUGUAUUACAUACCGUGAUAUUUUAUUUUCCUGUCAUUUCUGUAUUUUUCUAUUGUUUUCUUGGAUGAAAAAAAUUACUGAUAAAUUGGGAAGUAAUUGAUUCAGUCUGAAGCUGCUGUGAUUCUACGUCGGUAAAUUCCAAUUCUGUAAUACUGUGACGUGUAAUUUGUUGGAACAAGAUGUUUACGCAAGCCUAAUGUCUUAUGGGUCAGAUAUUGAGAGUUCAAAAUUUUUGAUCUUGUAUCCAAAAGCUGUUGGUACCAUAGAGGCGUGUCAGCAGCGUAAAAAACUUCAGAUAACGUACUAGUACUACCUACCGCUUGCUGUUCUCACUCAUUAAAUUUACUUGAUAUUUAUAAUAAGAAAGUCUAAAGGACAAACUUUUAUGCAUUCAACAUGCAGGUUAUGCAAACAAUGGGCGUGGUGAAGAAGCUCUUAGACUAUAUAUAAAAAUGUUGCAGUUAGGAAUGAAACAAGAUCACUCAACCCUUCUUAUUCUUUUAACAGCAUGUUCUGUUGUUUCAUCGAUUCAAUCUGGAAGGCAAAUUCAUGCGAUUUCAGUAAAAAAUGGGUUUGAAUCAGACCUUUCAAUAUGCAACACAUGCAUAACAAUGUAUAGCAAGUGUGGCAGCCUCAUUGACUCUGACCUUAUCUUCAGAAGAAUCCAAGCUCCAGACCUAGUUUCUUGGAACACCAUCAUUGCUGCAUUUGGCCAACAUGGUCUCUAUGAGAAAGCACGCACAAUGUUUCACAACUUGAUAGCUAAUGGUUUCAGACCAGAUAAUGUUACCUUUCUUAAUAUCUUAUCUGCAUGUGGACACGCUGGAAAGGUGAACGAUAGUAUACUUUGGUUCAAUAUAAUGGUCUUUGAGUAUCAAAUAUCCCCAAAGACCGAGCAUUUUUCUUGCCUUGUUGACAUUGCGGGCAGAGCAGGCCAGUUGGACAGAGCAUGCGAGGUCAUUAAUAAAAUGCCCUUUGAAGCUGACAGUGCUGUUUGGAGUGCUUUGCUAGGGGCGUGUCAAGCAUGCCUGAAUAUAGAACUGGCAGAAUUGGUAGCAAAGAGGCUUGUCGAGAUAAAUCCUCAGGAUUCAGGAGCAUACGUCAUGUUGUCAAAUAUCUAUGCUGCGACUCGCAACUGGAGAGAUGUGAUGAGGGUGAGGAGCCUGAUGAAGAAGCAUGGAGUUCAAAAGCAACCAGGGUACAGUUGGACAGAAGUGGCUGAUACAGUACAUGUUUUCUUGGGUGGUGAUACAUCACAUCCAGAUAUUAAAAGGAUACACUCAGAGCUUGGUAUUUUACAUCUGCAUAUGAUCUGGGGGAAUGUAGAAUUUACAGAAUAUAUUACAUGCUAA
Messenger RNA from Spirodela intermedia, 2199 nucleotides. Lineage: Eukaryota; Viridiplantae; Streptophyta; Magnoliopsida; Alismatales; Araceae. The record is from the annotation of a GenBank genome assembly.